AUGUCUCUUGCUGAUGAACUUUUAGCUGAUCUAGAUGAGCUCGAUGACGACCCAACUUUUGAAACGUCAGAGAUCGACAUAAAAGAUGAUCCUGAUAAAAUGGAAACUGACAAUCUUGACUUCACGACUGAUCAUAAUAACAUCCACCGCCUUCUUCACUCCCAAAAACUUGAUGAUAUAAAGGAAGCUAUUGACGUAUUUUCUAAAAAGCCUGCAGAAUCGAUAGGUCCUGUUGAAAAUCAUCCCGAGUAUAAUCUCAUUGUUGAUUCCAAUAAUAUGGCUGUUGAAAUUGACAAUGAGAUAUUCUUCCUUCACAAGUACAUAAGAGAUUUGUACAACGAACGAUUCCCUGAGCUGGAAUCACUCGUGUUAAACCCAAUGGAUUUCAUCAAAACUGUAAACUAUCUGAAUAACGAUUUGCAUAAGAAUAAGUUUGAUACCGAAACACUUAACUUCCUGCCCUCAGCUACUGUGAUGGUAGUGAGUGUAACUGCUGCCACCACACAAGGAAAGCCCUUAGAAGAGGACCAGGUUAGCAAACUAACUGAGGCUUGUAAAGCUGCAUUUGAGCUUGAAGAAAUCAGACAAUCAGUGCUCCAGUAUGUUGAAUCUCGUAUGGCUAUGAUAGCACCUAACUUGUCUCGUAUUAUCGGCACUACAGUCGCCACUAAGCUAAUGGGUCAGGCUGGUGGUCUAACUGCUCUUUCGAAGAUGCCUAGUUGCAAUGUGCAAGUUUUGGGUCAGACCAAGAAAACUCUCUCUGGUUUCAGUUCAUCUCAAGCUAUGCCCCACACAGGAAUAUUGUUUUAUUCAGAUUUAGUGCAGGUAUUGCCUAAAGAAUAUCGCAGAAAAGCAGCCAAACUAUUAGCUGCAAAAUGCACCCUUGCUGCUAGGGUAGACGCUUCUCAUCAAUCAAGCGACGGUUCAAUCGGGCAGCAGUUCCUGGACGAGGUCAACCUGAAGAUAGAGAAAAUGCAGGAAGCUCCUCCCUCGAUUAGAAACAGAGCAUUACCCAGACCAGACGAUGAACCUCGCAAGAAACGUGGUGGUAGAAGAGUGAGGAAAAUGAAGGAGAAAACUGCUGUCACAGAACUGAGGAGGCGAGCAAAUAGGAUGAACUUUGCUCAACUUGGAGAUGAUGCGCUGCAGGAUGAUCUUGGGUUCUCUCUUGGUAACAUAGGAAAAGCCGGUUCUGGUAAGGUCAGAGGUGCUGUUAUUGAUAAGAAGACUGCUCUGACGUUAUCGAAGAAAGUACAACGAAAGAUCCAGAAGGAUCAAGCCAUAUACGGAGGGAAGUCAACCGUGAGACAACAAAUGUCUGGGAGUGGGACCGCUUCAAGUAUUGCCUUUACACCUCUCCAGGGGCUAGAGAUCGUGAAUCCUAGUGCUGCCGAGGCAAAGGCUGCGGGGUCGAAGUCUCAGAAUUAUUUCUCAGCUGGGUUUGGAUUCACGAAAAAUUCUCUCGCUAAGGGCUGA
Messenger RNA from Bolinopsis microptera, 1476 nucleotides. RefSeq names its product U4/U6 small nuclear ribonucleoprotein Prp31-like. Bases 1 to 1476 code for a protein of 491 amino acids. The transcript has a single exon. Gene Ontology annotation, cellular component: U4/U6 x U5 tri-snRNP complex; precatalytic spliceosome; U4 snRNP. Gene Ontology annotation, biological process: mRNA splicing, via spliceosome; spliceosomal tri-snRNP complex assembly. NCBI's taxonomy places the organism in Eukaryota, Metazoa, Ctenophora, Tentaculata, Lobata, Bolinopsidae. The record is from RefSeq and is a predicted model, not a curated record.